Messenger RNA from Chondrus crispus (carragheen), 1269 nucleotides. RefSeq lists its product as hypothetical. Bases 1 to 1269 code for a protein of 422 amino acids. The transcript has 4 exons. The record is from RefSeq and is a predicted model, not a curated record. NCBI's taxonomy places the organism in Eukaryota, Rhodophyta, Florideophyceae, Gigartinales, Gigartinaceae.
AUGAUUAUUGACUCUACGUACGCAUUUGGAAGAGACUUGAAGAGAAGAUGCAGUUUCGCUGCAUAUGCGCAGAAGGUAUCUGUACUACAGAUACCAAUAUUUCAGGCAGUCUCUACAGAAUCAAGGGUACCUGAAAUAUUCCUGAAAUAUUGCACGCGCCUGACCAGUUUCUUUCUCUGUUCUGCUGAGCAUUUUAAUUUUAUUGGGCUUAUUUUUGCUUUGAGCUCUUCUUACAGUUUUUCAUUUUCGUUUCUAAAAAAGGAGGGCCUCAAAAGAGGCUUCAGAUCAGAAACAUCGAAAAUUGGCAAAACGGCUUUGCAAGGCACUUUGUUUCACAUCACACAUGAUCAGCGUGUUGACACGCUGACACUCGGCCGUUGGACCCGGCGUGCACACGCAUCGCCCGGCAGGGCGACCAGCACUCCUUCCCAAACUUCCACUUCACGCCUUCAGCUUGGAGGCCCUUUUUUUGUUUUUUGUUUGGUUGUUUCGGCACCAACGCAGGCUGGCAGGAAACGGAAACUUUCUCCACCUCACGCCACUUGUUCUUGCCGUCCUCGCCACCCACGCUCCGCCCCUCCACAGCGCCCCCUCGCCACCACGCCGCCCCUCCGCGCCAUGGAAGCGCCCGAGGGGAGCGCAGCGCCACCGUCGCACCUAAUCGAGUCUGUGAACACCGGCUUCGCGCGCCUGGUCAACCGCUACGCGUCGGCGUGGUCGGGUGCCGCCCACUCCAUCCGCCCGCCCCUCGUGCCGGCGGCUACUUAUUUCGCCUCGCCGGGUCCCUCCGACGCCACCACCUGCCCGCUGUGUUCGCACCCGUUCCCCACAAACCUCCUCCUGCGCGCCCACAUGGCCAAGGCACACCCCAACCUGCACGCCUCGACGCAUGCCCUCACGCCCGCCCAGACCCGCUUUCCCAACCCGUUGAAGGCCCUGCGGAAGCCGUCCGACGACGCCGCCGCCGCGAAAGGCCUCAAGGACCCGCCCUCCCUGGACUCAUGGAUGCCCAUCCCGCCUGAAGUCGUGCAAGCUUUUUCUCCGCUCGAAGCAACCUCGCCCGCUUCGUUGGCGGACGGCAAGGCCCCCGUCACAAACCCCUCCCUCUACUGCUCGCUUUGCUCCGUCCAGUGCGAAGAAGACCUUCGAGGAACACGGUAUCAAGGAACUCACUCCCAUCUCUUGGCACUGUUCCUACUGCGACGCAGAGCUGAGUGGAAAGGCCACGGUAUUACAGCACUUGAUUACCGGCAAGCACAAAAAGAAUAA